Cotesia congregata is the source of this 660-nucleotide messenger RNA. The record is from the annotation of a GenBank genome assembly. NCBI's taxonomy places the organism in Eukaryota, Metazoa, Arthropoda, Insecta, Hymenoptera, Braconidae.
GCAGCAAAAUGGACAAUUCCGUGUGCUACUACGCGUGUGGCAGUGAUAGAAAACAAGCCAGAUGGUGUCAGAUUUAAUAAUGUCCCGAGGCUUGAACGACUAUACCAAGCUGAUGUAAAUUCUCUAGCAGAUGACGGAGUCCAACCAAUCCACCUGGCCAGCUUCCUAGGACACCUGGAUGUCCUGGAAUUCCUGCUGAAAUCCGGUGCUGAUGCAAACGCAAGUUUCUCAGCAAAGAAGUCCUGGCAAAGUAUAUCGAGGAUUUGGUGCGAAGACUUUAGCAAGAUGUCGUUGCUGACCUUCGCUACUCUGACCAAUCAAUGUCUUUUGUCAUCUUACUUGCUUGAUCAUGGAGCUAGUGUUGAUGUUCCAAGUGCUAGGAACAAUACACUCUUGAUGUACGCUGUUGAGAAGGACCAUUAUAACGUUGCUUGUCAAAGAGAAUUUAUGAUGUAUGAUGAAAAGCUAUUGAAUGCUAGGGAUAAUGCUGGGCUGUAUGUUUUUAACUAUAUGCUGCACCAGAGCAAGUUCGGACAGUUAAGGUUUAUUGGAAACAAUCCACAUAGUAAUAUGAUGAUCAAUGCUGGGGCUGAUGUUGAUGCCAUGGUCAUCAAUGGAGACCCUGAUACGUUGCUGGUCAACAUGGCUGCUAUGAGAUGC